Messenger RNA from Pocillopora meandrina, 5765 nucleotides. The record is from the annotation of a GenBank genome assembly. Lineage: Eukaryota; Metazoa; Cnidaria; Anthozoa; Scleractinia; Pocilloporidae.
AUGGUUGUAGGAGUAAUGUACAAAAAUCUCACCGAGCUGUUUAUAUCAGACAAGAAGACCAGAGGAACCAACAAAACGAGGUUUGUAUUUCAGCAGUAACAAAAUCAAAUACGUUUGUUAAAUCAACGUAUAAAGACUACAGUAAAAAAAAAUAAUGAUAAAUAAAAAACUAAAAUGGACAACAUCCUUAAAAUGUAUGGCGAAGAUAACAAUCGCAUCCAAACCUGCCUCGUGGUUUUAAAUUAUUGUCUCUUUUCAAAAACCAAGGCCCAGAAGUAGAGGUGAGCAAACAUUGACAACUUUUGCACGAGUUCUUGAUACAUUUUACAAUUUUUUUUGUUUCGAAUAAAUGCAUUUACAUAUUUGUUUGAUUCAAAGCUAUUUAAAAUUUCAUUUAGUAUUUUUUUGUUGUUUUUGUUAUCAGGGAGCUGAACUCCAUAAUUAUGUCCGUUGAAAUAUACCCUGAGCCUGCAGAUGUAUUACUGGAGAACAUCACCUUGGUUUUUAAACACAUGAAGGUAUCUACAUCACCUCUACAAUGAAAGGAGUUCACAUCCCCCUUUUAAACCUUGUUCAAUCUAUAGCUUUCUCUAUGACAGUUUGCCUGACACGCGAAACAUCGCUCUAUAAUCUCUAUACGGUGGCCAAUUUACAUCAUCAACUCAGCUGAUAACGCUCAACCAUCUCAUGAUAUUAAGCUUGUGUAUAAAAAUCUUAAAUUUCAAACUUUAUAUUUCCCAUCAAGGGAUUAUAGAGUUUAUGAUAUCUUGUUGCUAUAAACUUCCUCUUGAUUCGUACUUUUUAAAUUUAUUUUAGGCCGGUGGAAGAAGCAGAGAGUGUGUAUUCUGGGACAUGUUUGGAGAUGGGUAAGGCUCGCUAUUUUCAGCCGAAAUUUACUUCUUGCACAAUUACACGAGAUGUCUUUCUACACCUACAUGUAUUGUGUUGGCCAUUUAGAGAGCUUUAUUAUAUUCUAUACCCUGGAACUACAAUAAACCACAUGGAUUUUUUUUUCGUAUAAAGCCCCGAGGGUUGGUCAGCGCAAGGAUGUUUCACCAGAAUCAUCAGUGAAUCCCAAACGGAAUGCAAGUGCAAUCAUUUAACUCACUUUGCUGUUCUAAUGGAUACUACUGCAAGUAAAGAUGAAAAUAGUACAACGGAUACAAAGGUAUGAGUUUCAUUUAGUGUUCUUUCCAUGGUGUAUAAUUGUAUUAGUUGUCAGUAUGUAUCAUGUCAACUUUAUACUUUAAUCAAACAAGGUACUUGCAAAGAAAAUGCAUUUGUAGUGUUAGUACUUCAAAAACCUUUGUUGUACAAUUCGUUUGCUUGACAUAGAAAUUGGCCAUUAUAAAGUGUUUCCAAAACAUUCAGUUAGGAGUGCUGUGGCUUGAAAGAAAGAACACCCCUAAAAGUGUGUUGGGUCAAUUGCACUCAGAUACACUCAAGGAAGUGUAUUUUUAGUUACUAUCUGCCACUUAUAAGGAGGUUCAUGUGACACCCUGAUUCCUAUGAGCUUGGAAUGUUCAUUAAAAAAUCAGUCUUUUUCGAAGUGCCCCUGAAGUUCAGGAGCAUGGUUUUACGCUAAAGAAGUCCAUUUAAAAUGAAGGUCGUGUAUUUCAAUUGACUUCAAAGGAAGAUGACAGGAUAUUAACAGUUCUUACACGUGUUGGAAUGGCUCUAUCGCUGGCUGGAGUUUCUGUAACAAUCAUCAGCUAUAUACGGCUAACGUAGGUCUACUUUAGUUAUAUGGUAUAACUUGCGAACUAAAAAUUGCUCAAGGUAUUGGUCAAUUUAGCAUGAAGGAUGUGGUCUUUUUUAUUGUGUCGUCUGAUAGUCCAGGUGAGAGUAAAGAACCUGUUGGUUGACAAAGACUGACGUGUAAUCAACCUGAAUAAACCUGGGAGGUAGGGUAACCUGACGGUGGUUUCAAACAUUCUGUCGGUCAAAUUAACUAAACUGAGACAAAAUAGCCCACAAAUUUAAAAAGGAGGUCAGCUGUGAAAUUUGCACAAGGUAGACAGAGAGUUAAGUGCGAAGGACAUCACCAGCACAUUAGAUAUGAAUUUGUUGAGGUAAGUUUUCUCUUCCUUCAUUUCCUUAGUUGAAUCUUCUUCCUUUUGGUUUUCACAUUUCCUAACACGUCUAUUUGUUUUGGGCUUCUGUAGAGACAGGCAAGCACCCAUGUCCCAUAUUCGAGUGGGACUAACAUCUUGCAUUGGAGCUGGACACAUUUUCUUCUUUGCUGGGAUUGAUGCCACAGAAAACAAGGUGAGAGUUGGAGCAGAAUGUUUUACAUCUUUAUUACACCCAUUUUGAAAUCACUGGUGGUCCCUGUAAUCUGACUGGCUGAUUUAUGCACGAAUCGCACCAUUUAUUGUUUUAAAUCACAUCUUUUUCCCAGCCAAUGAGAAGGCUACGCUAAAAACAAAACAUCCAAACAGAUUUCAAGGCUUGUUUAAAGUCACCAAUCAAAUUGCAGUAAAAUUUGAGUCAAAGAGUAUCACGCGGUAAAUUUUCCUUCUUUUGUUUCCUAAACUGUUACUUUUUCCCUCCAAAAAAUGGAUGAAUUUAAUUUCAAACCAGCUCAGUACUGCAUCAAUAAAAUAUUUUAAUUUACCAAGUCCUGUAUUUGAGCGAUUUCAAAAUGAAUAUAAUAAAGUGGUAAUUGAACCUCGUGUCGUGCAAUUUUGGUCUGAAAUCCUACUUGUAAUUUCAAAUCCAACUCGCGCUGCGCGCUCGUUCAAUUCUGAAAUCACGCCUAUGAUUUCAGCCCAAGUUGCACUCCGCUCAGUUCAAUUAACAUUAUUUAUCCUUCGGUGUUUUUUUUUUUUUUUUUUUUUUUUUUAAGAUAAAUUUGACUGGGCUGUUUCUUUUUUCUGAUAAAUUCUCGCUUAUCAGUACAUCAGCCUAUUGAUGAUGAUUCCUUACAGGCUGCCUGUGUCACAGUUGCUGCUCUCAUGCAGUACUUCCUGAUGGCAGCUUUCUGCUGGAUGCUUGUCGAGGGAGCUUGCAUUUACUUAUUUGUUGUAAAGGUGUACAACAUUAACUAUAAAAUAUGUCGCUUUCAUGGCCUUUGUUGGGGUAAGUAAAGCUACUUCUUAAGAUGUGACAAUAUUGAAUCCUAUUGAAAACCAGGCCACUAUCAUAAAUCUAAUAAAGCAAAGCAGUUUUCAACCGAAACAUAUAUAUAUAUAUAGAUAUAUAUAUACAAUGGUGUUUUUCCUUAGUUUUAUGCUUUUAUGCAAUGUUUCAAUACAAAAGUCCGAUUGACCAUCAAUACUAACCAUAAAAUAGUCAAUUAUUAAAUGAAUAAUUAUUAUUUAUGAUGAAGCGAAAAUAAUGUCAUUAAACUAUUUUAAAAAGUAGAUAUCGUGGCCCUAGAAAUUAUCUAGUAUUUGUUAUUGUCAACCGUACCAGCUUUAUUAAUUGCGCACUUUUGUUUUAGGACUUCCUGCGGUUAUAGUUACUGCAUCUUUAGGUAUCGUUGCAAGAGAAGAUGGAAUCGAGAAUUAUGUUAGUGAUCAGUAGUAAGUUUGAAAUUUUACCUACUACAUCCUCUCUAUGGACCCGGAAGUAUCGCUGCGGAUAUGUGCCAUAUGUGCCAGCCACCUGAACGGGGAAGAACCAGGGGAAGGGUUGUGAGCUCCCCUCUGGUAAUCUUCUUCACGUCGAAUGUGUGGAUCGAAACUAAGUCCUCUAUCUUUUUCUUUUUUUUCUUCCUUUGGCCUUUCUCUCUUUUCAAUUUCUAUUCCUUGUUUUAUUGAUACAUUUAUCCAUUCAUCCAUUAUUUUCUUUUUGUUCUAAACCCCAAGCUGCUGGAUAUCUUCAAGAAACAAAAUCAUCUGGAUUUUUGUUUCCUUUGUUGGACUAAUCGAACUUGUAUGUGUUGAAACUUCUUUUUAAAAAAUAUUUAGCACUUUAAUCUAAAAUAUAUUUCGAUAUGUCUUGUCAGAUUUCCAAUAAGUCUAUCAGAGUCUUCCUGCGUCAACAUUCCACAAAAAAUGCCAAAACAUAAACGAAAGUGGUCAAUCUCAUCCCGUUCACAGAUCCUCCUUUGGUUUUAAGUAAGGCAUCAUGACCCAGUCAAGGAUUUCUUUUUUCUUUUUAUAAAGGAGAAACAGACAGGAGGAAUCUAUUGAUCCAUCCACUAAACCACAAAGUGUUUUGAGAACGAAUUUAUAUUCCCAAAGCUGUAUAAUAGCAAACGGCUUAGGGACUUCAGCUAUUUGACCUAUUUUUCAAAAUGUACUCCAGUUACUUCCCAUACUCUUGUGCCAAAACAUUUCUUAUUGAAAAUCCUAAUUAGUGGAGUCGACAUCACUCUUAGCUGCCGCCCCUUUUUCCCGCUUCUGUCCUCUUUUUUUCUCAUAUUUUAUUCCUGAUGGACAAUAUACACAAAUUAAAUAACAUGUUUUCCUAUUAUUGCUUGUAAAGAUUAAUAUAGCGAUCCUCGUGCGAGUUAUCAAGGAAAUUAUCACAAUCCAACAUGUGAAAGACAACCAGAGUGAGCAGAUCAGGUAGGAUGAACAUUUCCCUCUUCCUUUGAAUCACACGAUCCUUUCAACAAAGCUGUUCCCAACAGAAUGCCAGAUACUUGACACAAAUGAACUUCAUAAUGGUAUAGCACAUUAUUAAGUACUGUAGCUCCGUUGUUGGACGUCCGAUUGCGAAAUCCAACGGUCUGGGGUUUGUUUCCCUGAGGAAUUGAGUUUUCAGGUUGAAUACAAAUCUCUUUUUCUCCUUCAGGGUUGGUGUUCGAGCAUGCGUGGUGUUGACUCCGUUGCUUGGAGUUACGUGGCUGAUUGGUUUCUUGUCGCCGUUGCACAUUGCGUUUUCUUACGUGUUUGUCAUCCUAAACUCUACACAGGUAAAGUACAAAGCUAAGGGCUGAUACGCCUGAGGUGCUACUUCUAGAGGAAUGUUAAGGCGUAUUUCCAAGAAGAUGAUUAUCAAACUUUCAAAAUGAGUAAGGUGUAACUCAGAUUAACUUUCUGAUUCAGAAACUUUUAAAGUUAAUGUUAAGCACAGAGAGAACAUAAAGCGAGAAAAUUAGUUAAAUUAGGUUGUGAUGGCCUAUCUCUAAAACUAUAGACCUGCUAAAACCUCUGAAGUACCAAGAUACCAUUAAUUCUUACGCUUAGAGUGCCCUUAAUUAGAUCAGGCUUAGCCGAUAGAAAAGAAUGACUGAAAAUAAAAAGAAGUGUGGGACCGUUAAUUUUACGAGAAGACUCUUUAUUCAUGGUGAAAAAAAAAGAAAAAUAACCCUUUAACUCCCAUGAGUGAUCAAGACAGAAUUUUUCCUUACAAUAUUAAUACAGUAUCAAGCAGACAGGUCAUGAGAAUGAAGAAAAACAUUAAUUAGGGUAUUACUAGUUGAUCCAAUACCAAAUUCUCCAAAUUAAAAUCACAAGCACUAUAUAGCAGAGAGUAAGGAGAAUUACCAAUGAGAUCUUGGGAGUUAAAGGGUUAAUGUUCCUUUGACGUUUUUCUAACCUACAGGUUUUUUUUUUUUUUCAAUUAACUAUUUAUUUAUUUAUCUGCUUAUCUAUUUACUGGACCCCUUUUUUCUGCAGGGCUUCUCGAUUUUCUUCUUUCACUGCUUGAGAAAUAAUGAGGUAUGGAUAAAUUUGAGUCGUCAUGAUCUGCACGUCUUCAACAGGAAAAAAAUGUUUGCUAGCGAAAGGAAAGUAUCUAAUUAGUGCCUCACAUUCCUCACUUAGAUAAGAGAACGUUUCAAAAGAAGACUUCGACAAGCACAAAAUUAA